This is a messenger RNA of Amphiprion ocellaris (clown anemonefish), 3585 nucleotides long. Its product is annotated as MICAL-like protein 1. Lineage: Eukaryota; Metazoa; Chordata; Actinopteri; Pomacentridae. The coding region runs from base 738 to 3269 and encodes 843 amino acids. The record is from RefSeq and is a predicted model, not a curated record. Gene Ontology annotation, molecular function: protein binding. The transcript is spliced from 17 exons.
AGUUUAUGUUGGUGACGGGGACGGGGGCCGAGGACAGCAUGGAGAUGAUCACCACCAGCACAUCGGGUCGACACGGAGGCGAGUCCCGAGCGAAGUGGAAGAGAACCCGCAGACUGUGUCCGUCAAACACGGUCACAGAUCUGAACUCACCAGUAAGGCCUGCAUGGCCUCCCACUCUUGUGGAGACUGGAUCUUGUGGGCCAGGAGCCUGGUGGCCAGCUGAGGUCUGCAACACAACCAACACGUGAAAAGGAGCCGCAGCUCUGCAGCGCCCUCCAGCGACAGCUAUUGUGCGCUUCACUGAUUGUUGAGCACAACAAGGAGAAGUAUGGAGCGAGUAACGGGAUUUGCUUUAAACCAGGACCUGUUCUGUCAGAAGGAGCCGGAGUGUUUGCAGCGCUGCGGGUAUCAGGAGGACAGUUUAUUGUGAGGAGCUGGAUGAUGGUUUAUGAUGGAAGCAGCGACAUGGAGGAGUGAGAGGAGCCGCUGAAACUGUUUGUGGCGCAAAGCGAUGCAGACUGGCCCUCCGUGCGCUGGCACCUCCGUUUUUUCGUUGACAAAGCAGCAUAAAAGAAGAAAGCGCAAGUUCCUUCCUGCCUGCCGCUUCGUUUGGCCGCAGGUUUGUGCGCAGAAAUAGUUGCUGUGGUUUUCGCAGAUGCUGGCUUCCUGGAUCAGACUCAGACGUGCCAGCUGAACUUCAUAUCGAGCUCAUAUGGUGCCAUGCUGACCCGGUCCGCAUGUCAAAGUGUGGAAUGGCAUCACAGAGGGUCUUACAGGACUGGUGCCGCGUCAUGUGCGCCAACUACCCCAGUGUGGACAUCAAGAACAUGUCAGCCUCAUUCAGAGAUGGACUUGCUUUCUGUGCCAUCAUCCACAAACACCGCCCUGACUUGAUAGAUUUCAGCUCCCUCUCCAAAGAUAAUGCUUAUCAUAAUAACAAACUGGCAUUUGACGUUGCAGAAACGAAGCUGGGGAUCCCUGCACUGCUGGAUCCACAAGACAUGGUUUCCACCGAGGUGCCUGACUGUUUAAGCGUCAUCACCUACCUUUCUCACUACUACUACUACUUCAACAAGAAGGCUUGUGGUCCUGCCAGAUCUCCACACCUCUCUGUCUUAAACAAUCUCACAAAGAGUAGAAGUUCUGACGGUCUGAAACGCCUGAAGAACCUGACUGAUCUGGAAACCAGUGGAGAAGAUCACUUUUCGAACACGAGGCCACAAAAAGUGUGUAGUUUGUGUUUCAAGCCUGUGCACCUUAUACAGAGACAUUUAAUAGAUGGAAAGGUUUACCAUCGCAGUUGUUUCAGGUGCAAAGUGUGUCACAGCACUCUUUUAGCCGACUCUUAUACACGAGGAAGUGAUACUGGCUCCUUGAUCUGCACUUACCAUACAGUAGAUGGUAAAAGCACUUACAUCAACCUCAGUCAGCAACCUGGAUCUUCUGAUAAUCAGCCUGAAUCCAAGUUUCAGGAAGUUUUUUUUUCUCUGGCGGGAUUAGCUAUCACAAGCGUCCCUCGUUACACUAAAAAACCAGAGUCACAGGUCAGACUGGUUUCUAGAACAACAGAAGCAGAUGAGAGGGAACGGCAGGAGAGGAGCCGAGAGAUUAAAAACAGGGAAUCUCCUGUUGGACCUCCUCGUCUUCCUCAACCCAGUGUUAAGGACAAAAUGGUGAAGGGAGGUGAGCAAAAUCAACCUGCAUCUACAGUGGGAAACAGGGAAGUAGAGCAGAACGCAACAGAAACCCCUGAGCUCUCUUCUUCUGGUGCAACAGAAGGAAGUCGUCCUGUUCCAGCCCCCAGACGGAUGUUAGACUCCUCUGGCGUUCCUGUUCCUGCACCCAGGAUCAAAACAUCCCAGACGAUGAUCAGCUCCCCAGCUGCAGGCAGUUCAUCCAGCCCAAGUAAAUCUCCACCUACUUCGUCUCACAUCAACAGCCCUAAAGUGCAAACCAACCACCCGUGGAUGACCAUCGUGCAUCCUGGACCCUGGACUCAGCUACCUCCAGCUCCAGCUCCUGUACCGGCUCCUCGAUCCAAGUCUGUCUCUAACCUGCGGGUGUCAUGGAAUAGACCCAAAAUGCCUCCUCUGAAUCCCUUCGAAGAGGAAGAAGAAGAGGAAGACAACCAGAGAGAAGCUGCUCAGCAGGAAUCUGGGGACCAAACUGUGGCAGUAGUCUGUUCAGAGAACGGUGGGAACACAGAUGCGGAAAAUCCUAACAUUUCAUCUGAGGAGAAUAAAAUGAAACCACCUGAGAAACCCAUUCUAACAAAGAAAUCAGGCUUCAGAGAUGGUGGAGGAGAUACAGCACGUGAUUCAGAAAAGGAAAUGAGUGGAGUUACUAACAAAGUGGAAGCUUCUAGUGAACCAUGUGGAGAUGUUUGUCAGAUUGGUUCAUCAGCUGUCUCUAAAGCAGCACCGAGGCUGGAUAAAUCCUCAGAAGCAACACAGAGUCAUGUUUUACCCAGAAGUCUUUCUGUGCCAUCGAUCCCAUCUGACCUGACUCCCUCAGUGCCUGCUGGGCUGAAAGAGGCAAAUGAAGGCGUCACAUCAGAGAAAAAUAAGCUUGCCUGCAAAGAAAACCCUUUUGAUCGAAAACCUGCUCUGACCAAAUCAACGACUUUUCAGGAUCUGUCCUCCAGUCGGGGCCCUGCUCCCGGACACGGUUUCCCACUCAUCAAGAGAAAAGUGCAGACAGACCAGUGUGUUUCUACAGAAGACCUCCAGGUGCAGAUGAGAGAAGUGGAUCGACAUCUGGAAGCCCUGGAGCAAAAAGGAGUUGAACUGGAGAGGAAUCUGAGGGACUGCAAGAACGAUAAAGAGGAGGAACACAUGCUAACAGAGUGGUUCUAUCUCGUCCAUGAGCGGCAUGUUCUGACACGCCAAGAUACAGAACUGGUUUAUCUGACAAAGCAGCAAAAGUUAGAGGACAGACAGGCAGAUGUGGAGUACGAGCUCCGAUGUCUCCUCAAUAAACCGGAGUGUGACUGGAAUCAGGAGGAUCGAGGUCGAGAGCAGCAGCUGAUGAAUGAACUUGUGGACAUCAUCGAACAGAGGAACCAGAUCAUCAGCUGCUUGGAUCAAGACAGGCAGAGGGAAAGAGAAGAAGAUCUGCUUUGGGAAGACAUGAAGAAGAAUAAAUGCUCCCAGAAGGAAGGACCUAAGGAGCUCAAGAAGUCAAAAGGAAAGUUCAAACCCACAAAAGUAUUUAAGAUGCUGAACCAUAAAACAGAGAGCAGCAAGGACUCCCCGCACAAAAAGAGCUGAAGAACCGCCAUUACUGCAGAUGAGCUGCUUUCAGAUGACAAGAAUGUAAAAAUGGAAGAUGAUCAGAGUAUGAAAUAUUUAGUAAGCUUAUGUUAAAGCACAGCUCAGUAGCUUUGACUAAAUAAAACUUUUCUCAGUGAAAAUAUUCAGUAUUAUCGAUGUGCAUUUUCUCUUUCUACUGGCUUUUUUUUAUCUGGCUCUACUUGCUAUGUAAUAGAUGAUUAUGUAUUUUUUUAUUGUAUUACAUGCUUGUAUUUGUUGAAGUAUACGAUGUCUUGACUGUAAAAAGGAAUUAAUAUUAAAUCACGUUGAUGGA